UACCAACCCAUAGUUGACUACAUAGAUGCCCAGUUUGAGGCCUAUCUCCAAGAAGAACUGAAGAUUAAGCGUUCUCUCUUCAAUUACCACGACUCUCGCAUCCAUGCGUGCCUCUACUUCCUCUCACCCACAGGCCACUCUCUGAAGACACUUGAUCUCCUAACCAUGAAGAACCUUGACAGCAAGGUGAACAUUAUACCAGUGAUUGCCAAAGCAGAUACAAUUUCUAAAACUGAAUUACAGAAGUUUAAGAUCAAGCUCAUGAGUGAAUUGGUCAGCAAUGGCGUCCAGAUAUACCAGUUCCCGACAGACGAUGACACUGUUGCUAGGGUCAAUGCUGCAAUGAAUGGACAAUUGCCAUUUGCUGUUGUAGGAAGUAUGGAUGAGGUGAAAGUCGGAAAUAAAAUGGUCAAAGCUCGCCAGUACCCUUGGGGUGUUGUACAAGUGGAAAAUGAAAACCACUGUGACUUCGUGAAGCUGCGGGAGAUGCUCAUUUGUACAAACAUGGAGGACCUGCGUGAGCAGACCCACACUCGGCACUACGAGCUCUACAGACGUUGCAAGCUGGAGGAAAUGGGCUUCUCAGAUGUGGGCCCAGAGAACAAGCCUGUCAGUCUUCAAGAGACCUACGAAGCCAAAAGACAUGAAUUCCAUGGUGAACGUCAGAGGAAGGAAGAAGAAAUGAAGCAGAUGUUUGUGCAGCGAGUAAAGGAGAAAGAAGCUAUAUUGAAAGAAGCUGAAAGAGAGCUGCAGGCCAAAUUUGAGCACCUGAAGAGAGUUCACCAAGAAGAGAGAAUGAAGCUUGAAGAGAAGAGAAAAAUUUUGGAUGAAGAAAUAAUUGCCUUCUCUAAAAAGAAAGCUACCUGUGAGAUAUUCCAGACCCAGGCCUUUCUGGCAAGCGGUAGCAACCUGAGGAAAGACAAGGACCGAAAGAACUCCAAUUUCAUGUAAAACAGAAGUUCCAGAGCACAGAAGGUCAUCACAAGCAAAAGUUAUUAAAAAA
Molecule: messenger RNA, 1003 nt
Organism: Propithecus coquereli (Coquerel's sifaka)
Lineage: Eukaryota; Metazoa; Chordata; Mammalia; Primates; Indriidae
Gene: SEPTIN10
Product: septin 10
Exons: 7
Coding region: 166-951 (261 amino acids)
Biological process (GO): cytoskeleton-dependent cytokinesis
Cellular component (GO): microtubule cytoskeleton; septin ring; cell division site
Molecular function (GO): molecular adaptor activity; GTPase activity; GTP binding
Source: RefSeq, a predicted model, not a curated record